Molecule: messenger RNA, 1689 nt
Organism: Dreissena polymorpha
Lineage: Eukaryota; Metazoa; Mollusca; Bivalvia; Myida; Dreissenidae
Product: BTB/POZ domain-containing protein 17-like
Exons: 4
Coding region: 133-1575 (480 amino acids)
Molecular function (GO): protein binding
Source: RefSeq, a predicted model, not a curated record
UUUUGACGUUAUUGCGUAUAAGACGUUAUUUGCAUGGCAACACAAGAUGCACCAAAAUAACGACAGGAUGAAAGUUCACCUUUAAUAUACUACAAAAUAUAAACAAUAAUAAAUUAAAUAACAGAGGCUAAAAUGGACCAAGUAUUUAAAAUGUUUAAAGAGCCUGCAGCCAAAAAGUCCAAAAAAAUGGCAAAACUUUGCAAGAUGGAAGAUAACUUUCCUGUAGAUGCUAACAACCCAUCCUUGGAGACUCACAAGAAUGAUAAACUGUUCAUCGAACGAUUCUCUUCACUGUUCAAUGCAGAAAAACUAAGCGACAUCGUUUUGGCAGUGGGAGAUCAGCGCUUCUAUGCCCACAAGUUUAUGCUUAUCGUGAGCAGUGAUGUUUUUGAGGUGAUGUUUAACGAGAUACGCUGGAAGGAGUCCUCACAGGUUGAAGUGAGCCUAACUGAAGAGCUGGAAUGUGUAGCUGUCUUCCCACAUUUCCUAAGGUAUAUAUACACAGGAGGUGUGAGUCUGACAACUGAUAAUGUUCUGCCGAUACUUCUCUUGGCAGACAAGUACAACAUCCCGGCCCUGGGGCAAACCUGUGUGGAGUACAUGCUUCAUCAUGUCGUUGAAAACCCCGACACCAAUCGCACGCUGUCCUGGUACCAGUACGCAAAGAUAACUGCCAAUACUCUGCUGGUUGACAAAUGCAGAAAAUUUAUCCUGUCCAAUUUCGAUAUCAUUUUGCAGACAUCUGAUUGGAUGACGCUGACAAAGGCUGAAGUGUGCGAAUUCCUUUCCAGCAACGAUUUAGUUGUGAGCGACGAGUACUAUCUAUGGAUGAUGGUUGACAAAUGGUUCAGUUGCGAUUGUCACCAACCAUCGAGCAAAGAUGUUGAAGACAUUAUUUCUCUCAUACAUUUUACCAUGAUUCCACCUAAACAGCUGCUGGAGAUAGAAAAAUCAUGUUUGUAUUUGAACCACAAAGAAUUCUUUAGAGAAAAAUUGAAUUUAGCGUACCGGCAUCAUUCGUUGCUCUUAGAUUCCGUGGAUUUAAAAGGAACGGAGGAAAGGUUUAGAAAUUAUACUUCAGAAUGUUACAGAAUUUGCUGCGACCUGAAUAUGAGCCACUAUUUGUCAACUGAGAAAUGUCAAAGCAAGAUAAAUCAAAGAAUUAUCUCGUCUUAUGACUUCUUUUCUGCACCAAGUGGGCUUUCGAAGAAUAACCAAGCCGAGUUUGACAUCACUUUAUGGCCCAAAGGUCCGUUCAAGACGUUCCAGUGGUAUGGGAAGUUAUCGGACAAUGCAAGCCUUUCUAUUCGCAUGAUCCCCAAAAAGCAAGAGCAUCUGCUCAUUGGCAUAACCUUCAUUGUUUAUGGGAUCAAAAAUGGCGUCCGAUAUGUGGCGUAUUCGUAUGCGAACAAAAACACGUUCUCAAACACUAACACCCUCUUUGUGGAAGACAACUUGAUGUCUUUGAAGCGUUUUAACGAAGAAAAUUCUCCAUUUUUAAUCUCUGGAAAUCUGGAAGCAAAACUGUUCCUGAAAGUGGAAGAAGUCAUUAUGCCAGAGCAGAAAACACCAUAAAAACUUGUUUCCCAUUACAUAUCAUGAUUGUUCAACUUGGCAUUCUUUAAAUUGUGCAAUAAUCAGCUUAUUUGUUGUUUAUAUAGAGAUUGUCGUGACAUAUAUUUUAUUAAA